CCGGUCUGCUCGGUUCGACGACGUCCCGCAGAUUUUAGCUUGGACUUCUCUACCUAGUGCUGUCGGUUAUUAUCUACUUCUUCGUGCACCACGACAGUACAUGACACUGGUGAAGAAAAAAGCUUCAUCUCGUCCAGAAGUCGCGUACGCUCGGGGUCAACGUGCAAAAUAGAUCGGUAACAACGUACAAACCGUACUAAGAGCGCUUUGUUCCUCGUGCUGGUGCGCCCUCUACUCCUACUUCGUCCCAAUAUUACACUUUAUCGUCCCGAUGUUGGUCUUUAUGAGUAGAGUCAGGAUGGUGCACAUAGAGUCGUCGGUUGAAGGGAAUUCUUAUACGGAGAACAAGAUUUUAGAAAUGCGCUCCAGUUCAUCUUGUGGUUGUGCCGACGACUGUACAUACUCAUACAACUAUUCCAAAUAACUUUUACAGGAAAGGCAUCGAAGGAAACAACUCUUCCAAAACCACCCCAAGAACGAAACAAGGUUUACAAAGCCCGUGUUGUACUUUUCUUAGUACACAGAAAAAGCAAACACUCGACAACUCGAAAUCGGCAAACAAACUGCAAGAACAACUUCUUCUCUCUCGGUUUUUAACCAAACAGGAAAGAAGUUCCUCAACAAGAGACCACUUCUCAAAGAACUCUACAACCAUGGUGCUCUCUUUCAUGAUCUCCAAGAAGCUGAUCGCGGGGCUCUUCCUCGCCCUGGCGGGGGGCUUCUUGACCACUUCGGCGUAUGGAAGCGUCAGAAUUGAAAUCGACAAAGUUGAAACAAUUUCUCAUGCACAAAUUGCGAGGCAUGAGGUGCCUCUCUUGCAGGGAUGGCAAGUCAGUGAGGCCGACUUUCAGCCUGUUUGGGGUCUGCGAUAGAGCUGCCAGAGUAGCAUGACAAAAGACGCCCUCUGUCCCUAAGCAGCAUAACAAACUGGAUCUAGGCACCACCAAAAUUUGUCAUGCGUUACUGGGAAACUGGGUUUCAACUGGCAUCCAUUUUAUGCAUGCCAAACUAUUUCAACUUUGACGAUUUCGAUCCUGGCGCUUCCAUACGGCGACCGCGUUCCGUAUCCGCAUGGACGUCGUCAACAAGCAGCAGUAUCGGCUGUCCAUAUCCUGUGCAAAAGUAUCGUACUCGUAGUAAUUGCGUUUAUGCAUUACAAAUCUCAUCCCCAAGGUAAAUCAGCAUUACAAAUCUGAUUUGUAGUGCUGGGCUAAUUUGUAAUGCAAUUUAUACUAGUAUGAUGCUUUUGCAUUGCAUAGUCCACUACGGAAAGCGAACACACGAACGUCGCGGUUACCACGACGAAGAAACUCGGUUUGUGGGAGUCCGUGAUGACUGCCAUCGGUGCGAAGCAGCGGCCGUUAUGUACUGCAAACAUGUUGUCGUUGGUUGGGAGGUUCUUCUUGUUGUGUGGGUUUGAUGAUGUAAUGUUGAGAAGUUCUUUGGAAAGGAUGUUGUUCUUUAUUCUCUUGUGAAGUCUGUAAUGAGUAUGAACCCUCUCAUUCGCGUUGCGCUACUUCUUUGUCAGGCAAAAGUCACGCGAUAUGUCAUGUGGAUUUUUACGCACUUCAGCACCGCUCAAAUAUUUUUUUUCAUUCUUGGCUGCGUGGCAAGUACACCUAGUCAGUUCAGUUGAGCACUCGUUUUUUUAUUUUGAGCAUGACAACUUCCUAGAGGUAGAGCCAGAAGAUGACCCAAAUGACAACUACGUGUUUGCAUGUGAUCAAAUGCAGCGGUAUCCACAGUAAAUUUCCUGUACAUGUACAAAUGCAGUCUCUGCAUGACAAAACUUGCCUUCAAUCCUAGUGUAGCAUGACAAGUUGGACACUGCAAGUUAGCGAAAUUUGUCAUGCAUUUUGUACAUGUACAGGAAAUUUACAUUGCAUAAGCGGGCGAAGGCGGGGAUGAUCAAGGCGCUGGAAAUGGCGCUGACAACAAGACCGACAACAAGGACGCAGCGGAUGCCGCUUGUAUCCUGUGUAAAAAGCUACGUUCCCGACACCGCCCCAUAGCUAACAUAAGAAUUCCGCAACACAAAUCCAGAAUUUUUGGGAGGGCCCUCCACGCAUCAUGGGAGAAGUUUGAGUGAUGUUGUGCCGUGUAGUAAGUAGAUGAAGUCGCGCACCUCCACCCUAGAUGGAGCUUCUUCUAAUGCGGCCGCGUCACAAAUCCAAAUCGAUUGCCCCACUAAGAUGGUCGGUGGAGCGUGACAGGAGCUUCUUUCCAGUGCUAUCAAAUGGGACUAGAAAAUGAGAAGUCGCCUGGCAAGCUGCGUCAGUAGAGUCAGAGAUGUUCAUGCUCUGGGCAUCAAAAAGAACAUUAGCAUGUAGAUUUGCAUAAGCAUAAAGGUGGAGAUAUGAUGGGGUCGUUGGGACGUAGACGCUUUUUCUCAGGAUAGCUUGCGGCUGCUGCUGCAUCACGAUGAUUAUCAUUUUCGCGGUCCUUAUCAAAUGUAAAAAUGUCUGGGUCUGGAAACUUGUGAUGCUGCGUUGGGAAUAGUGAAUGCUCUGUGUUGAUGCACAGCCAAGCAUGAGAAAUCUCUGCGCUUCUUUGUGUUGCGUUUUUCGCAUGACAAACUGCGUUUUUGCAUGACAGGCAAAAGGGUCUCUUCUUGGACACGCAUCACAAACUUUUUGGUCAUGCCAGACAAGCAUGACAAGUGUCGCAAUCUUCCAGACCCAGACAUUUUUACAUGUGAUAGUCCUCCUGCCCCUCAUCAUCACCGGGGUGGUGGUCUACUUCAUCUUCUUUGCCGCCGCAGCCGGGGUCAAAGCAGCGUCGAAGUAAAAACUGCUGGCGCAUUCAUCUUUACUACAGCCAUGUAUGACCGGAAGAUGAAAUGAAUUUAACGCAGAAGAAGAUGAGGAUGACUUUAAGGGAAACUUCUACAAGCAAGUACUCAAGCACUUUGUGUCAUCAACAACAUGUCGCCGGAUCAAUCAAGAACUUCUGUAGCAUCUAUCGAUUUAUGCAUAGUAUGCUUCGGAUAAAAAUACUGUGGUAUUUACUAUCCUGCAAAGAUUUUGAUUUUUGAGUAUUUGUCCCAGGCCCUAAAUACGUAACUUAUCAUGCGCGGAGAGCCGCUGCCGCACUGGCACUGGAAGAGAUAUGGUGUGCAAGUCACUUUUUUGGACGCCACAUCUUCUCCGUUUUGAAGAAUUCUUUCUGUAGUUGCGAUCACGAAGAAGUUUCCAUGUGGUUCUUGCAUUUUGAUUUCAUAACUUUCGUUCGAGAAAUUUUGCUUCAUAAAAAAAACGGCUUUGAGUAGUUCUUUGACGACGACAUCACAACAAACUCAACUAACGACCCUUUCCACGAGCUCCACUAAGCUAUUGACUGUGACCUUUGUUCACAUAAGUAUCUCAUGUCUUCUUUUUACCUAACUCCUUUUCAAAAUUAAGAGCUGUUGUACACUAUUUUUCUUCAGUAUUUUUACACUAAUGACGGAGAUUUAUUCCUAUCUCCACCCUUUUCGGAAAACCACGAGAAUCGUUCUGAUCGUCCACGUCAUUCUCGUGGGUCUGGCCUUUUUUGCACAAUAAAUGUCAUCCCCCAUUCAAUUUGUAACUCCUAAAGC
Messenger RNA from Amoebophrya sp. A120, 3577 nucleotides. Lineage: Eukaryota; Dinophyceae; Syndiniales; Amoebophryaceae. The record is from the annotation of a GenBank genome assembly.